AAAAUUAUUAAACAAUUCUUAUAAAUAAAUUCAAAAUUAUUUAAUUAAAUAAAUAAAAUUUUAAGCUAAAAUAAAACAAAACUUAAAAGUUUUGUUUAAAAGCAAAUAAAUUCUAAAUAAAGUGCUCAUUACUGCAUGAUAAAAAGUGUAUGUUUAUUGCUAGAAGUUUCAAUAAAAUACAAUUAUUUAAGCGCCAUUUAGAUAAAUUAAUAAUAAAACAACGAAAUUUUAAAGAAAUUGAUUUGCAAAAACAAAAUUUUAUUAAUAAAACAACAAUAAAUAUUAACGGGUUUAGAUUACAAACAAAAACAGCGGCGGCAGCAGCAAAAGCAGAGUUAGCAGCAGUAGCAGCAGUUAGAAUAAAAACAACAACAACACACACCACAACAUCUUUAUUUAAAUUCUUAAGCCAACAGACACCGUGUCAGUUUUUGGGUUCAAGAAAAUCUUUAAUAAAUACAACUCAACAACAGCAGCAUCAUCAUCAUCAAUUUCGUUCUAUUUAUUCUAACCAAUUUUUAUAUAUUAAAUCACAAAAAAUGGUGACUUCAGAAGAAGCUGUUAAAUAUUUGGAAAUUCCCGACAAGAGUGAAAAUGACAAAAAGCAUUACAAAACUUUGAUAUUGGCUAAUGGUUUGCACGUUUUAUUGGUAUCCGAUCCUAGUCCAGUGCCACAUGAUGGUUUAACUAACUCUUCUUAUGAAUCCACCGGGGAUUCUUGUGCCGAGGAAUCUACCGAAAGUGAUGGUGAAGACACUUUGGGUUCCAGUUCGGAGGAGGAUAGUGAUUCUGAUGUAGAGUCGGAGGAGGGUGAUGAAAAGUUAGCUGCUGUAGCUUUGUUGGUGGAUGUGGGCUCCUUUACUGAACCACCCAAUUAUCAGGGAUUGGCUCACUUUUUGGAACACAUGAUAUUCAUGGGUUCUAAGAAAUAUCCCACAGAAAAUGCUUUCGAUGCUCAUAUUAAAAAGUGUGGUGGCUUUGACAAUGCCAAUACAGAAUGUGAGGAGACCCUCUUUUACUUUGAGGUAUCCGAAGAACAUUUGGAUAGUAGUAUGGAUUAUUUUACUGCUCUCUUAAAAGCCCCUCUUAUGAUGAAAGAGGCCAUGACUAGAGAACGUGAGGCUGUAGAAUCGGAAUUUCAACAAACUCUUUACGAUGACGAAGCCAGACGCGAUCAAUUGCUGGCCAGUUUGGCUAAUAAAGACUAUCCUCAUAGUACGUUUACUUGGGGAAAUUUAAAAUCUCUUAAAGACGGUAUAAAUGAUGAUGAUUUACACAAAGAUUUGCAUGAAUUCUGUCAAAGACACUACAGUGGUCAUCGCAUGUAUGUGUGUGUUCAGGCACGUUUGCCAAUAGAUGAAUUAGAGAGUUUGGUGGUGAAACAUUUUAGCGAUAUACCCAGUAAUAAUAUGGAAGGCAAAGAUUUUACUGUUUACAAUUAUCGUCAGGCUUUUAAUGAUGAAUUUCACAAUCAGGUGUUCUUUGUUAAGCCCAUAGAAAAUGUUUGCAAAUUGGAAUUAACUUGGGUUCUACCGCCCAUGACUAAAUUGUAUAAAUGUAAACCCGAUCAAUUUCUUUCCUAUCUCAUAGGUUAUGAGGGUGAGGGCAGUUUGUGUGCUUAUUUAAGGAAAAAACUCUGGGGUCUUGAAUUAAUUGCCGGUGUUGAUGAGUCUGGUUUCGAUACCAACUCUAUAUACUCCCUGUUUAAUUUAUGCAUUUAUUUAACCGAUAGCGGUUUUCAGCAUUUAGAUGAAGUUUUAGCCGCCACCUUUGCCUACAUACAAUUGUUUGCUCAAUGCGGCUCUUUAAAGGAAGCCUAUGAGGAAUUAUCUAACAUAGAGGCCACCAGUUUUCGUUUUGCUGCUCAAAAGCCUGCUUUUGAUAAUGUUCAAAAUCUCGUUAUACGCUCUAAAUAUUAUCCGCCUAAAGACAUCUUAACUGGCACUGAGCUCUACUAUGAAUUUGAUGAAGAACAAGUUUUAAAUGUUAUAAAACAUUUAAAUGAAUUUACUUUUAACAUUAUGAUUACCUCACAACAGAAAUACGAUGGUAUUACUUAUGAUAAAAAAGAAAAAUGGUUUGGUACUGAAUACACCACCAUUAAAAUGCCCGAAAAAUGGCAAGAGUUGUGGAAUAAUUGUCAACCUAUGCCAGAGCUAUUCCUGCCCAAACCCAAUCGUUUUAUUUCACAAGAUUUUCGUAUAUUUUGGCAGGAGAAUGGUAAACCCGAAGUGCCUUUGGCACCCAAGAAAAUCUUGCAGACAGAUGUUUGUGAAUUGUGGUUUAGACAAGAUGAUAAAUUUCAAUUACCCGAUGCCUUUAUGUAUUUUUAUUUUGUAUCGCCUUUAUUAAGGCAAAGUGCCAAAAAUGAUGUCUUGUGUGCCCUGUAUGCUCAAUUAGUUAAAUAUCGUCUGGCCGAGGAAUUGUAUCCCGCCACAGUGGCUGGUUUAAGUUAUCAAUUUUAUUCCGCUGAAAAGGGUGUAGUUUUAAAGGUGAGUGGUUAUAAUGAAAAGCUGCAUUUGGUUGUUGAUCUUAUAACCAAAGCAAUGGUUUCUAUGCGUGAACAUAUUACCGAGGAACAAUUGGAGGUUUUCAAGAAACAUCAAAAGAAGGCUUAUUUCAAUGCUUUAAUAAAGCCCAAGGCUCUUAAUAAGGAUAUCCGUUUAUGUAUAGUGGAAAAUAUACGCUGGCCCAUAAUAGUUAAAUAUAAAUGUCUCAAUGAGAUAACACUACAGGAUAUGUUAGAGUUUGCCGACACUUAUACACAUGAGUUGUAUGUGCAAACUCUAAUGCAGGGUAACUUGACUGAAGAAGCUGCUCAUAAUGUCAUGAAUAACGUCUUGACCACCUUAAAUUGUCAAAAUAUAAAAGAGACAAAAUAUAUUGAAAAUCGUACGGUACAAUUGCCUCAGGGUUCUCAUUAUAUACGUUGCAAUGUUUUAAAUGAAAAAGAUUGCAACACGGUGGUAACAAAUUUCUAUCAAAUUGGUCCUUGUUCAGUGCGUAUUGAAAGUAUUUUAGAUUUGUUAAUGAUGUUUGUGGAAGAACCUUUGUUUGAUUCUUUACGAACUAAAGAACAAUUGGGCUAUUAUGUGGCUUCAUCGGUGCGCAUAAAUUACGGCAUUGCCGGCUAUUCCAUAACCGUCAAUUCACAAGAGACUAAAAACUCUUGUGCUCAUGUAGAAGAACGUAUUGAAGCGUUCCGUGGUAAAAUGUUACAGAUACUAGAUGAAAUGUCUCAAGAGGAAUUUGAACAUGUAAGAGAAUCUUUAAUUAAAAUUAAACAAGUCGUCGAUAUGUCUUUGACGGAAGAAGUUGCCCGCAAUUGGGGUGAAAUUACUUGUGAGGAAUAUUUAUUCGAUCGUAAACGUAAAGAGGUGGAGGUAUUACGUACUUUGGGCAAACAGGAAAUCAUUGAUUUUUGUCUCAACAAUGAACGUACAAAUCUAAGAAAAUUAUCCAUACAAGUUAUAGGCCAUACCAACGGAAAGUGUAAUGAAGCUUUAGAAGCCGAUAUGGAAACAGACAAUGCUGCUGAAACGGAGGAGACAAACGAAAAUGAAGACGAUGAAAUGGAUAGUUCUGUUCUAGUUCUGUUCUAG
Molecule: messenger RNA, 3602 nt
Organism: Lucilia cuprina (Australian sheep blowfly)
Lineage: Eukaryota; Metazoa; Arthropoda; Insecta; Diptera; Calliphoridae
Product: nardilysin
Exons: 8
Coding region: 150-3602 (1150 amino acids)
Biological process (GO): proteolysis
Molecular function (GO): metalloendopeptidase activity; metal ion binding
Source: RefSeq, a predicted model, not a curated record